CCGCGAACACGGCGACUGUCUCGGUCUUCUGCGUCACCGCCGCCGUCGACCCGCUCAGCUCCCGCCGCGGAGCUCCGCCGCUCGGCUCGGGCAGAGAAAGCAACAUCAGCAGCACCUGAACGGCGCGGCGCUCUGACCGCGGACAGCGGAGCCGCUGCUGACACGCCGCUCUAACGGACUUCGUUUGGCGGGAAAAAGAAAAGCAAAAAAUCACCGCAGAAGCUCGUUUUUGCGCCACGAGACUCCAGCCGCUCGCGCCGCUUUUCAGGAAAUAAAAACCACAUUUAAGUUCGUUUUUUUUCCUCGCAGUUCUGCAGAUUAGACGGUAAACGAGUCCGCACAGACGCAGUCCGGCCGCCUUUAGACACGAACUUUCUUUAUCGCUUCUGUGCGCCCUCGGGGUCCGGUCUGAGGCGCGCUCCCGGCGCUCUCGGCUGCUCGCUUUUCUCUCGGGAGCGCGCGCCCCUCGCUCGCUCCAGCAGACGGGAACGCGCCGCAUUCGGCCACCAUGUCCGGGGAGGAGGUGCUGAUCCCGGACGACAGGGCGUUCAGCAGCUUCAAGAGUGAGUGCUGCUCGGAAGGGGGCUGGAGCCUGACCUACAACAAGGGGGGCAUCACCGUGUGGAUCCAGAUCUUGGAGGAAGAGAAGUCCCUGCAUAAGAUUAAGUGUCGGAUGGUUUGCAAGGAUGUUUCUGCAGAAACCAUGUACGACGUGCUCCACGACAUCGAUUACCGGAGGAAAUGGGACUCGAACGUGAUUGAGACAUUCGACAUCGGCAAACUGACCGUCAACGCAGACGUCGGCUACUACUCCUGGAAGUGCCCGAAACCCCUGAAGAACCGUGAUGUCAUCACUCUGCGUUCCUGGUUGCCCAUGGGCAAAGACUACAUCAUCAUGAACUACUCCGUCAAACACCCAAAAUACCCUCCUAAGAAGGACAUGGUGCGGGCGGUCUCCAUUCAGACGGGUUACCUCAUCCAGAGUAACGGCCCCUCCAGCUGUACCUUAACUUACCUGGCGCAGGUGGAUCCCAAAGGUUCUCUGCCCAAGUGGGUUGUGAAUAAGUCUUCCCAGUUUCUGGCUCCUAAAGCGAUGAAGCGGAUUUGUAAGGCGUGUGUGAAGUACGCCGAGUGGAAGCAGAGGCAUAACCCCGGUUACAAGCCGUGGCUUUACCCUGAGCAGAACCCACUGUCCAACAUCCCUCUGACCGAACUGUCCAUCCAGCACGCGGACUCGCUGGAGAACAUCGACGAGAGCUCUCUGAGCGAGGGCAAGGACGAGCGCGCUGAGCACAGCGACGACGACGGGCCCAACUGACACUCGCGCACUCACACACGGGCCAGAGCAGCGCGAGUAAUAAGACACGCUGUAAAGGGUCCUAGAGUAAAACUGUCCACACGCAAAAUGACCAAAAUGACAAGUCACCCCCCCCCUCACAUACGUCCACAUUCCCUCUCUCUAAGGCUCUCCAACCUGUAGAUACAGUUGUAUGCAAAAGUUUGGACAAAGAAUAAUUUUCUAAAUCAAAAACGUAACAUAAACAAUAUUUGGCCAUAUUUAUGUUUUUGUUUUAUAAUAGAUGGAAAUUCUACACUAAAAUUUGUAAAUUUACAGAAAAUGCCGUAUUUAAAUUUGUUCCCGAAGCAUAAUUUGACCAGAGGCCUUUCAGUUUUUGCAUACGACUGUACAUACAGUACUCUGCAGAGGUUUUAGGCACCUGAGACGAUUAUAUUUCAGUAUUUAUUCGCUCAUAAAAACACUAACAUUAGAAUAAAUACAAAUAACAAGUGAUUUGACUUACUGUGUUCACUCAAACAUUUCCAUACUGUUCUUUGAGAAAGCUUGGUAUUAUUUGUAGAUAUAUUUGAUUUGUCUAAUCAGUACUUCAUUAAAUGAAGUCAGAUGUGCUGGUGGUGAGGAGAUCUUUACAAUGACUGGGAAUCUUUUUGAAAACAAGACAUUUUGUGUUACUUUACUGCAUUAAUGUUUGUUUGCAUUUCUUCUAAUGUUAUUUGGAAUUCUUUCAAGCAAAAUCACAUUUAUUACCUUAAUAAAUGGUUUCAUACAAUUUGCUUGGGCGCCUAAGACUUUUGCACAGUACUGUGUAUAUAUGCAUACACUGAGUUGCCACUUUAUUAGGUACCUUGUACCUACACUCAUUGGUAUCCCUACCAACAACUACAGACUGGAGCUCUUUAUCAGCCCCCUCUCUACCCCCCCAUUCAUCACUGGUCAGUUUCUGAUCACACUGGUAGGAGUGUAUCAGGCUGUGUCCACUUUAUUGGAAACCCCUCCUUGUAGCUAGUAAGUCCACUAUAUACAUACAAUUAUAGACUGUAGCUCAUCUGUUGAAGCACAGUUUGCAUUUGUCAUCCUCUGGCCUUUCAUCAGUGGUCAGUGUCUGACCACAGAGCUACUCUUGGCUGGAUAUUUUUGGGCAGUGGUCUGCUCUCCAGCUAGCUGUGACAUCACUGUGAAUGAGACACUUGUACCAGCACCAUAAACACUACCACGUCUCUGUCACUGCUGUGAUGAUAAUGAUGCACCAAACCAAUAAUAUGUGGGCAACAGCGGUCAGAAAAUGGCUAAUGAUGAAUGAGAUAAAGGGGGGCUGACAAGCUGUUCAUCAACAGAUGAGCUCCAGUCUGUAAUUGUACCCACAUAUUGGACGAUGAGUGGAAGCACAAGGUAGGUGUUUCUAAUAAAGUGGCCACUGACUGUAUAUGUAGUGUCUGCACCACUUUGUACUUCUGAUCACCACUGCAGAGUUACAGCCCUCUUUGCGGAGGAAGCGCUCUUGAUUGUUUGUGCCCCCUUUAAAGUGUGUAGUGAUGCACUGGAGCAUCACGGCGCUUUCUGCUCCAAACACUAGAGCGGAUUCGGUGAAUGAAUGAAUGUAGUGCAAUUUAAAGUCAAGUAAAAAACUCGGAUCCAUGUCCGGAACUUUUGGCAAUA
Molecule: messenger RNA, 2956 nt
Organism: Colossoma macropomum (tambaqui)
Lineage: Eukaryota; Metazoa; Chordata; Actinopteri; Characiformes; Serrasalmidae
Gene: stard10
Product: StAR-related lipid transfer (START) domain containing 10
Exons: 6
Coding region: 509-1318 (269 amino acids)
Molecular function (GO): lipid binding
Source: RefSeq, a predicted model, not a curated record